CUGGGGAAGGGCGUGGCUGACGGAGCUCUGGCUGAGUCUCUGAGAUGGAGCAGCGAAUAGAGAGGUAGUGCUGAAUUUGCUUGAAUAUAGGAGCUGGUAGAGGCAGGAAAGGAAGGAACAGGAGGGGAACUGAGGACCGCAUACCCGGGGAACAAAGGGAAAGAGCGGUCUGCUGUAUUAUAUACUGACAUCGAUCUGAAACUUUUUUUAAUAAAAAGAAGGCAUUAUUAUAUUUGAUUGAGUUUUUUUAAAAGAGAUUUUUCAUUGUAAAGAGUUAUCGAAAGGAAUUACAAAGCCAUGAAGAGCGAGAAAAAGCCAACGCGGAAAUGGCAGAAGCUGCCAGGGAGAAACACGUUCUGUUGCGAUGGUAGGAUCAUGAUGGCUCGACAGAAAGGAGUUUUUUACCUUACCGUCUUCCUCAUCGUAGGAACCAGCGCGUUGUUUUUCGGAUUUGAGUGUCCAUAUUUGGCGAUACAUCUUUCCCCUGCCAUUCCAGUGUUCGCAAUAGUUCUCUUUAUCUUCGUGAUGGCAAUGUUACUCCGUACCAGUUUCAGUGAUCCUGGUGUGCUCCCACGUGCUGAGCCAGAUGAGGCUGCAUUUGUGGAGAUGGAAAUAGAGGCAGCCAAUGGGAAUGUCCCAGCAGGCCAGCGACCACCACCAAGAAUCAAAGAUAUCCAGAUAAACAACCAGAUUAUCAAAUUGAAAUACUGCUACACAUGCAAGAUAUUCCGCCCGCCACGGGCAUCCCACUGUAGUGUUUGUGAUAACUGUGUUGAGCGAUUUGAUCACCAUUGUCCUUGGGUUGGAAACUGUGUUGGAAAGAGGAAUUACCGUUUCUUUUACCUUUUCACCAUAUCGUUGUCAUUUCUCACUGUCUACAUCUUUGCUUUUGAUAUUGUACAUGUGGCACUGAGAUCUGUGGACAAUGGUUUUUUAAACACCCUGAAGGACACACCAGGAACGGUACUAGAAGUGGUAAUCUGUUUCUUCACGUUAUGGUCUGUGAUUGGUCUGUCUGGAUUUCACACCUAUCUUAUUGCACUCAACCAGACCACCAACGAAGAUAUUAAGGGUUCUUGGUCAGGAAAAAAUGGAAUUCAUAAUCCUUACAGCCAUGAUGGUGUGUUAAAAAACUGUUGUGAGAUCUUAUGUGGACCAGUGCCACCAAGUGUUCUUGACAGGAGAGGACUUAUUCAGGAUGAGACUGGUGUUACUGCUAACCAAAUUGCAAGUACAGCGCCACCGAUGACGGCAAGUAGAACUCCAUUGAUACCCAAUGAACAAGCACCAGUAAAAGAAAAUCCUGUGGUACCUGGGCAAACUGAACAGGAUGCAAAAGAGACAGUACCAUCAACUGACACGAAGCAACGACUUCCAUCUACACAACCAGUGGACUUAAAUAUGCAGUCUGGCACUAUUGCCCUGCAAAGGAAUGCAGUUACAAAAGGAGCUUUAUACCAGGGGCAUGCCUUCUAAUAAAUUUUGUUCCUGAACUAAGUGCAAAAAAGACUUGAGGCACAAAAAAGAAGUUGGAAGACAGUUCAUCUAGCUAAACUAAGAUGCAAAUUGGUUUGAUACUGCAAUUUCCAUCUGAUCAGUAUUGUACAUUUUAUUUUAUGAAGGAAUUUUUAAGGUUGUAGCUGAUGAGAAGUAACUGCAGAUGAGGAAUGAUGAAGAUAGGUUGAAGAUAGAGCAUUUUGACCCUUCUAAGGCCAAUUUACCCAUUCAUGGUCAAAUCUGUCUCUUCAUAAAUUACAUUUAUUAUUUUAAUUCAGAAUAUAAAAACAGGUGACAGAUGAAGUUUGCAAAAGAUUUAACUAAUCAAGUGUCUAUUUAUUACCCACAUAAGAUAUAUUGUAACAUCAUGAAAAUGCCUGGCAGGUAAAUAUCAAUGUGAAUACCUCAUUUAUGCUGAGUUCCAGGUGGGUACUAUGCAAAACAUGCCUAUGUUUAGAGCUGACCAGUUUAACUUUAAAUGUCACUGAUUACAGGCAUGUUACGAGCGAUAAGCUAUCAAUUUUAAAUGGUUGUGAGAAAGGUUGUGUGUGUGUGUGUGUGUGUGUGUGUGUGUGUGUGUGUGUGUGUGUGUGGUCUCUUUUGGGUUUAUGAACUUUAUAUGUAGUUUAAGGAACAUUUGAACUUUAUUCCAGGUAGAGUGAUACAAAUUUUUUUAAAGACCAAAUUGUGAACUAAUGCUGCCAUUGGAUGUUUUCAUGAAAUUACAAUCUGAUACUUGUGGUGUAUGUUGUUUUUGCUAGUGGAUUGUGAGCUGGGGCCACUCCUAUAUUAACAUAAUAUACAAAAUGCAUGUGGCUUAAAUGACGAGGCCAGGAGGAAUAGUUACUGACAAAAUUAAACCUCUACAUUCCUGUGCGAUUUAUAAGAUGGAGCCAUAGUUUCACAAGUCAUUCUGCCAUGUAAUUGUAAAUGAUGGAGUGCACAGGUGCAAGACAGCAGACAAAAGUGAAGUUGGAAACAGAAUCUUAUGGUUCAAGUUUGUUACCAAAAUCACUCAUUUGUUCUAAAUUAACAAGUCCAUUUUAUUUAGGAGUACUUGCUAUGAGGGAAUAUUUUGACCUAAGGGAAAGUAUAUGUAGUUUGGUGCCAUUUAUAAUUCAAUAGAAAAAAUGUUGUGCAGCUGCAGUUAAGGUAUACGUAGAAAAAUUAGGUUUUCCCUUUUAAUUGUUGCUAAUUAGACAGUCUUUCUAUUGUCCAAAGAUGACCAUAGUGGUUUCUUAAAACUACCAAGUUUCAACAAAGACCCAAGAGGAAGCAGUGGCCUUGCCCAAAGGCUGAAGUCCCUGAACUCCAAGCUGUGUUUGAACACUCAUUAUUUUUUUUAAUUUUAAAGCUUCAAACUGAGGCAUAAACACAAGACGGAGACUGACAAACAUGCUUGUGCUCCUAAUCUCUUCUGCGCAGUCAACAGUGCCUUUCAUGAUACUGAAUUCAACCAUUUUGAAAUUUAUUAUAUUUUUUGGCAGUGACUAUUAUGUGUUAAUGGUAAUAAGAAUAGAAUUGUGGUGUCAGUGAAAAUGGUAAUUCAUUUAGUUUGUUUCAGUCACCCAGUUGUGCAGGAUUCAAUUAGCUUAUACAUUAUUGCACUAUUUAAGUACUCUUAAGUGCUGCAAUGGUUUUAAUAAAGCAAUUCUAUUCCAUAAUCCUCCAUGGUAUACAGGAAGAACUGUAGUGCUGAAGCCACACUGACCCCAAUGAGAAUUUUAUUUUCUCGUAUGUGAUUUUUGUUCCAAGUGUAAACCAGAUUUUUGGAACCAAAAUCUUGAUUUUUCUGUUUAAGAUUUCCGAUGCCUAGAACUGUAUUGUUGCAGUGCUGAACAUUAUGAAGUACGGUAAGCUGUUAUUUGGCAUGCUGGGAGAUGGGUGGUGCCAAUUAAUUAAAACAGCUGUUUGGUGAGUUGCGUUACUCUGACCACUAACAGCAAAGGUUUUUCAAUCUUUCAGGGGAGGGAAGCAGCUGGACAGUCAAGAGCCCUAGCACAGCAUGCCAUUCCACCUGGCAUUUAUUUUGGGGCAGGGAAAGAAGAGGCUGUCAAUUUUUUCUGAUUUAGAUUAUCUUUGUUCAGGCUCAGCAACCAAAACUGACCCAAUAGUUUUCAUGUACAAUGUAGGAGCAGUUUGAGAUUUAUGACCUACUGUUCUUAAUGCAUUUUUUUAAAAAAAGUUAAGUGACCAGCUUUUGUUGUUUUAAACAAAAAUAUCAAAAUUCUAGUUGAUAGAGUAAAUGUUGUUCAGCAUUCUGUAAUUUCAGCUGGAUGAUUUUUUUUUGUACUGCACUUAGUUAUGUAGGAGAUAUAAUGUUUCAUUUAACAGAUUACAAUGUUUUGAAGCACAUCUUGCAAGGAUUAAACAUUUAAUCAUGCACUAUUUGGCAUGCAUAUGGGAGGAGCAUCAGCUUUUCUUGCUUGCCAUGUUUUCAACUGACAAAUUUUUGAUUUGAAUAAUGAGGUUUAUGAAUUUUAUGUACCUGAUGACUACUUCAUAGCUGGUUAUUUCAAUGUUUUUGACCUAAACAAAUCCCAGUCAAUUGAAAAUUACAUCAUUUGAAUUAAUGUCUUAUAUAACGUAGUUUCUAUUCUCAAAACACUAACCAAAUGAACCUAAUCUGUUUAUUCCUCCAGUACUUCUAAAACAGUCUUUUGUCCAAAUGGUGGGAAAGCACUUUAGAAGUUAAAUUCCCUCCUCAGUCAGUUUAUUUUUCAUGCUGGUGUCAAUAAAGAUUCAUUUGAAACUAGCCAAAUAAACAUUUGCCCUAGUGACCUAGAUUUGAGUGCAAUAAAAAAGGGCUUAAGAGGUUACUUUUCUUAGGGAAUUUGAUGUACAUGACAUGACGAACGGUAACACAAAUAAUCUUCAAUAUUGGACCUUCGUUCCAUCCUUUUGAUCUUGGCAUUUGUUCAAUUAAUCAGUGUACAAAAUAAGUUUAAGAUCUAUGUUUGGAUGUAGCCAAUGAAAUUGGAGGAAGAAUAAAUUUCAAUGAAGGGAGAAGAGUCCAUGCUUUUAAUGGAGUGCUAACGCACAAAUAGAUGAUGUGAAUUUAUCUUCCUCUCAUCCUGUAAUCAUUUUGUGUAAAAUCUUUUUGGGAAUUCUUGAGAAAUUAGGCCUUUUAAAGUAAAAUUUGAAGAUUUAAAAAUAGCACAGUUGUGGGCAUAUAGUUACUUAUUUCUAAUUUUGUGGUUAUCUUAGCUGUUACUUGAUGCUAUGUGACCUGUUGGAAUAUCUUUUUUGUUCUAAAAUAACACUCCAGUGUAUGCCAUAUAUUGGCAUUGCACCUUUUUAAUAAGAAAGCUUUAACUAUUCAACUUCAAUUGAGCAGAUAUUUUUGAUGUUUUAGCACUUUAUAAACUGAACAAUUCAGAAUUUGAGUUAGACAUCACUCAAGGAAACGGACCCUCGAGUCCAACUAGUCCGUGCUGACCAUAGUUCUCAAACUAAACGAGUCUCAUGUGCCUGUGUUUGGCUCACAUCCUUAGAAACUGUCUUUUUUAACCAUUCAUGCAUUUAUCCAAAUGUCUCUUACGUGCUGUGACUGUACCUGCAUUCACCACUUCUGGCAGUUCAUUCCACAUGAAUCAGUUUUUUUAAAAAAAAAAUUGCCCCUAGAGUCUCUUUUUUCAAAACUUUCUCCUUUUUUGUCUUUUAAAAAAUAACCCUUCAGUUUUGAACUGCCCCACCCUAGGGAUAAAAACCCUUUCUGUUCAUCUUUUCUACACACUUCAUGAUUUCAUGAACUUCAGUAAGGUCACCCCUCAACCUCCAACAGCCUUUGCAAAGGGGUUUAGGGGGAGGGGGUCUCAGCCUAUCCAGCCCAUUUUUCAUAGCUCAAACCUUCCAUUCCCAGCAAUGUCCUAGUGAAUCUUUUCUGAACUCUGAAUUCAAUUACAUUCUCCCUAUAGCAGGGAAACCAGAACUGCAUACUACUCCAGAAGAGGCCUGACUAGUGUCUUGAAUAACCUCAAAAUGAUGUUCUAACUUUUUUAAGGAUAUGCUGACUACUUUGUUCUCAAACUGAAUUGCAAGGUAAAUUAUGUAUACUCCACUAGAAAGUGCAUAUUUGCGUUUUAUUUGGUACAUUUCCCUAUUUUAGAGGCUACAGUGCAAUGUUUUUAAAAUUUGGAUAAGGAAAGGACAGCUCAAUUUUCUUGCAAAAUAUACUUGUAUUUAGCCAUUUGGAAAUUAAAUUUCCAUUUCUUCAGUAACCAAUAUUGUAACUGAGGAAAACGUUUAAUUUUGAUUUAAAAUCUAGAUGACAAAUGAAGAAUUCAGAAUCAUUACAAGUGAAAACAAUUAGCUAAAAUUGUACACCCUCUUUCCAAAUAUUUUCUCUCUCGUGCUGAAAUCUGAUUAAUUUAAAUUUGUGUUCGGUUGGUCUAUACUAAAGAAAAAUGACUCACGCUUUUUUGUUUUUAGUCGCCCAAUUAUAUUAUCUCCUUUAAAAGCUACCUCCAAUCUUUUUCUUCCAAUGAUGACUGUACACGUUUUCGUCUUACCUGAUCAUGCCCUUUCCUCUUAAUAAAGUUAUCCUCUUUUUCCUCAGUUGUUCCACGCCGUCACCAAAUAUCAUCACAGUUCAAAGAUUUCACAGUUCAGAGAUUUCACAGUUCAGAGAUGCACAAGAUCCUCAAUCGUAAAAUCCUUGUUGCUGCUCUGUUUCAGAGGUUUUCUCGUCCUUUUGUAGAUUGAACAUUUAAACCUAUAAACAGAUAAAUUUGGAGCAAGAGUAGGUUACUUUCCAGACUAAGGCAGUUGGUAAGCUCUGAUACGAUCAUGAAUGAUCUGAUUGUGACUUAAGCUCCACUUCCCGGCUUAUGCCUGAUGGGUCCUUGAUGACUAAGGGAGUCACAAAAAUAACCACCUCUGUUUUUUUUAAAAAAGGAAUCAUUGCAGUGACCCUGUCACUGCUGCCUUGGGAAAGAAAAUCCCAAUGACUUUUUUUUUGUUUGCAGAAUCCCUCAAUGCUUCGUGAUCUCUCGCGCUGUCUCACGUGCUCGCUCUCACACUCUCGUGUUUUUAAAUAGUAUCUGCUACUUCUAGUACUUCUCAUAUGACCAACAUCUUCCCAGCAUCCACCCUGUCAAGUUGCCACAAGAUCUUAGAUUCUUUACUCUGAUCGCUCCCUCUCCUAAAUUUCUUUGUGUACCGGUCCAACCCCCAGCUAUUACCCGUAAGACAACGCUUUCUCCACAGAAGCCAAUCAAGUGCUGUUUUUGAUGCUAUUAUGUCGUUCCUUAAAUAAAGAUACCAACAUUUUACACGGUACUCUAGGUGUGUUCUUACCAAUGCUCUUGGACUGAAGCACAAAUCCCUAACUUUUAAUAUUCCAUUCCAGGAGAUGACAGCAUUUCAUUUGUCUUUCUGAUCAAUUUCUACACUUGGUAUGAUAGUAUACCAUCUAGUAUUUAAAUAUUUUUCUUCAUUCAUCAUGCCAAUGUUGGCAUGUUCGCAUUUUCCCACUUUAUUCCCACGCUAGUUUGGUUCAACAGUCAGCCACACAAAAAUAUCCAUUGUGGAGUUCUUGUGUCCUCUUCACAACUUGGUUUUCUUACUUCUAUUCGAUUCAUCAGAUUCAGCAACCAUACUUUUCAGUUCCUUCAUCCAAAUCAUUUUUAUAGCUUCUAAAUAGUUGAGUCCUGUUGCAUUUCACACAUUACAUCUUGCCAACCAGAAAAUUAUUUAUUCUUGGCCUACUUUUUUGUUUCAUUUUACUUAAACAGUCCACUAUCCAAGCUGAUAUGUUGCCUCCUACACCUUAAGUUUUUAUUUGGCAUUAUAACUUGUGACAACCCAGCAAAUGACUUCUGGAAAUCAAGUACACUAGAUCUGCAAGAUUCCUUUAUCCAUGUCACUUGUUUAGUCUUCAAAUAAGCCUCUAGUCUUUAAAAAGCAAACUUUAAAAAGAAAAUUAAUGCAGCCUGGCAGAGACAACAUGGUUUCGUGAAAGGGCAAUUCAUGCUUGACUAAGAUCUCUUUAAUACUAGAUUCCAGAGUUUCACUUAUGCCAGAUGUUUUCAUUGUCUCCUUUUAUGGUCCCUUUUCUGUUUUGCAGCCCAUUUAUCUCUAUCUCUCCCUGUUUUAGCCAGUCUUUCCAUCUUCAGAUCUUGCUGGUAGUCUCUCCAGCUUGUGCAUUAUCAUUGUGUAAUUUCCCAAUUUUGCCCAAAGUGCCACACGAAGACUUCUACAUUCUGCUCUGAGUAAGGAAUGCGCUGGUUGGAAAUAGCUUGGUGUGUAAAUUCCUUUUGCAAAGUGCAGCAGUGUAAAAAUUUUUUAGAGUGAAAAUGAGAGUGAAAGCUGGAGGGACCCUUGUGUUCAUCCAUGAAGUAAAUGGAAACUUCUGAUUGCCUGUAGGGAGAAAUUUGUGUGCAGAAGUUUACAACUAGCUCCUGUUCAUCUUUAGCUGAUUUUAAUUGUAGUAAGCAUGAAAAGUGUUUCAUUUUAAAGGAAUUAAUUCCAUUUUACAAUGGCAACUUUUUGGAAUUAGAAAAUGCUGGGUUUGAGGUUCAUCUAAAUAUAGGAGAAAGGACUUCUAUCUAGUAGCAGCAUUGCACUGGGACAGAGACUGCCUGCACUUUGCAGUUGGAUAGUUUAAGUCUUCACAUGAUUUCUUAUUAACUAUUUUUCACUGGUUUAGUUCAUGGUCAAAUGAGAAUCUUGAUGUCUUAAGUUUUCAAUACUCUAAAUGUGAAGCUUGACAGAAAUAAAUUUAGUUUUACCUCAUCUCUGUUGUUUCAGUGGUACUGAACUGUCUUUAAGGUUUUUUAAUGCAUUGGCUUUUGCUUGAUCACUCAAGAAAACAUUAUUUGAGGGGAGUACAAUGGCUUUGAGUGUAAGAUAUCAAAAUUUUACUAAAUGUAUUAAGACAUUCUGUUAUAAAGUGUGAAUUUAAAAUAUUUUAUCCCACAAGAAUUGGAACUGUUUUAAUAUUGUACCUAAACACCAUGCCUGCCAUGCUGAAAGGGGCUCAGUCAGGUUUUACUAAACCUGUAAUGAAAAAUCUGUCCCUGUCAAAAGUUUGACUGGGAAUAUUAUAUCCUCUGUCAAUACUCAUUAUUUACAUUUUUGUUCUUUUGGUUCAUGUUGAAAACUCCUUUUCAAAGCGGCAAUGUGUUUUAGCUUUUUUAAUGAAAGUGUACUUUUGGAACGUACAUUUUACGAACAUUGGGUUUAGCUGAUCGGGACACUUCAUAAAAAAAAAUACAUGAAUUAGGAAGAAAAAAAGACAAAUUUCAAAACUGCUGGAAACAUGAAUGAAAAUACAGCAGGUUUAGUCAAUGUUUGUAAGGGGUCAGCUUAAGUUUUGGGUAGGACCCCUCCUCAGAAUUUUUUAGUUACUUUGGACAGCUCCUUUGGAAUCAUUUAACAUGUUUUUUCAACUAAAUGUGCAGCCACUCCACGUUCACUCAGUAUUUUCCCGUGGGCCAAGAGAAUGAGGAGCAGAAUCCCAAUCAUUUGCUGAGACUGACCCUAUUCCUUCAGAUGAGUUGGUAGUUAUACAGUGUUUACUUUUGUUACAAGGAAAGGAUUUACAAUCUAUACACCACCUCUCAAUAUAAUUCAACAUUUGCUGCACUUUGUUUGCAUAAUCCCAUGCAAACAAUUGCAGAUUUAUUCAUUAGCCUUGUUUUUCAAGUACUUGUUUGCCUUUGGUAUCUGGAGAUCAGAGUAAUUAAAUUAAACAUGCAAAUUGUAUUUUAUCACCUUCCGAAAUAGUAGUUUGUAUGUUCAUUUUUUAAUUAGUUUUCAUAGCUAUACAUGUCUGAAAAUAGGAUCUUCAGUGGCUUUCACAUUCCUUUUCUAGACCACCCAUUGCAAUUAACUAUUGAUUCUUCUCAUUACUGUAGAUUCAUACUGUAUAUUUGUUUGAAUGAUGCAAGGGGGGGGAGGAGAUGGGGGAAUUUUUAACUAACUGGACAAAACGUUGCAUUUCAAUUCUGUUUUUGUUGCUCAAUAUUCUGGUAAGUUUUUGUAAUGUAAUUUAAAUCUUUAAAAAGAUGUUGCUGGUGCUCAGUGCUGCUAUGACCUGUAAAUAAAGUGAAUGUUUUCGAGAGAAGAACUGUUUAUUUGAAAUGUAACAAGAACAGUGUUUAGCCUCCAACAAAAGAGAUGUUUUUGGGUUUUUUCUGGAAUUAAAUUUUUGUCAUUGACUCAUUCAUUCUUUUGUGGGAUUAGAUUUGGUAGUUCUCUGAAGACUUAUGGAAAAGUUCCACUUUUGGAGUAUUGGCUGAUAGCAUUUUAUGUAUCUGGUUAUUUUUCAAAUCACUACAAAAAUCAGGACUGAAUUAUUAUCUGUGGUGAGAAUUGAAAUUGUUGCAUGAUGUGUACUGUGUUCUCAGUAAUAUUCAACAGACCCAAGAUGUCUUUGAGAAUGUUUUCGUUAUGUAGUUCUAAAUGCGUAUUAAUGGAUGAAAGAAAGGACCUGAUUCAUGUAGUGCUUUUCAGUCCUGCCAAUUAAGUGCUUUGGAAAGUAGUUGUUUGCUAUCAUAUUGGCUAAUAAGAUUUUAGUUGUUCCAUUGGGUGUGCAAAACUGUAGAUAAGGGUGUUGAUAGUAAGUAAUAUUCAAGUUUAAUGCAGAUUAAUUAGACAUGUGCACUUGGCUUGUAAAACCUAUUGUAGACCUCAACAAAAUUUCAAGGUGGAAUUUAAUGUUAGCCAAGAGAUCAUUCGACAUAGCUGGAAGUGAAUAGUAUGGCAGUCACCCAGGAUGUUUGGUUAGAAGCCUGGAAUACCAGCAGUGUGGAAGAGGGAAUGGAAUGUGACAUUUCAAUGUUUGUGCCUAUUAACAGGAGUUUUAGCAAUGUUAUUUUUAAAACUCAAAGUGAGGUGCAAGGGAUAAUUUGUUUCUCCUGUCAGUUAUACAGUGAUGGAAGCAUAAGUCUGCAACUUUUUGCCCCCAUGCACCUUUAGCCUUGUGAUGCAUCUGUUUAUAGAGCUUUCACUUUUUCUGUGUGUUAAUCUCUUCCCAACUUCCUCCCCAAACCCGCCACCCUCUUCAACCUGGUGAUGCAGAAGACAUCAUUGACCAUUUUUUCUAUAUUGAACGCAACGACACCUCUGGACGAUACAGCUACUGACCACCUGCAGACUUUGAGAUGAAUGGCUCCCCUUAUGCUAUUGUGGGGAACAGCACCUCCCACUGUUGUUGGAAUACAGGGAGAGACUGCAGGGAAGCACUUUAUGAACCGAAGGGCUACCUUUUUUAAUCUGCACAAUGCUAUUACUGAGAUAAAUGCUUCCUUUUUGAUCCUGAUUAAUAGAUCGAGAUCAACAAGGCUAAGGAGAUCUUCCUGAUAAUCUCUGGAUUCAAAGCAGAGAGUGUGGUUGGGUCUGCACAUCUGUUCAGGAGUUAGAGAAAGGACAGUUCCUAAUGUCAGCUUACAGUAUGCUAAAAGCUCAUUCCUCAGAUCUAAAUCAUACUAGACAAUAGACAUUGUAUUACUGCCACCAGAUACUGUUAUCAGUCUUGGCAGUACUGAGGGAGAAAUGCACCCUGUAAGAUGACAUUAUUGAGAUGAGAUGUAUUCACAUCCAACUUUAGCAGGUUCAAAUAUGAAUGAACCUGUGCACCAUUUUGAAAGAAGGAAGGGAGAUCUCUCCAAAUCUCUCAGUCUACAUGUUAUGGGCUAUCUUGUAAUUAAAAUAUAGCUGCUUUUGAAAGUUUAUGAUCUGCAUGUUGGACCUGUUUUUUUUGACUGUGAACAGUGCUUAAUAAAUUCAAGUUAUUUCUUUAUAGCGCAUUUAUUUUAGACAAUUUAUUGGUCUUUAGGUAAUGAUCAGAGUUCAGUGCUAACCAUUGGCAGACACCACCCCCACCAUUAUGUUAAUUUUCUGAGCAAAUGUGGACCUGCUUUUUUUGUUUGAAAUAUGAUGAGUGAAUCUAAGUAGAAAAUUUUAAAUGUCUGCAGAAGAAAAUGUGGACCUUGCAUCACUCUAGAGAAUGUUCAAAAGCAGCAUUUUCCUAUGAAUAUUGUUGAGUGUCUUCAAGCACGUAUGAGAAGUGAUUAAAAAUUGGAACACACUUCCUCCUUUAUCAGUUUUGUUUUUGCGUAUCUCCCCAGUGAUUCCCAUUGAAGUACAAUUUUAGAAUAGCUGGCAGCUCUCCAGUAUCAUCAUCAGUUGGCUGUUCUUCAUGUAAGUCUCAUUAGUGAUCCCCAAUUUGAUAUUUGAGGAGGCUUAAUCAGAUCUUUCUUUUACUUGGCCCUUGCUCCCAUGUCAACUUACCUGCAGGGGUCGAUGGAAAAACAAUCCUGGUUGAGUUUUCCUUCUGAAGUAUCACUUUUCUUCCCAUGCUGAAAGAACAGUAUUGUCUAUUUUUUUAAAAAAAAUCUAGCAAAUCCUUGUUAUUUAAAAAAAAACAAUUACACCUGGUUCAAUGGAUGAAAUAGUUUAUGGAGUCAAACAUCAUGGAAACAGAUCCUUUUUAGUCCAAUUUGUUCACGCUGAGCAGACGCCCCAAUCUGACCUAGAUCCAUUUGGCCCAUAACCCCCUCAACCCUUCCUAUGCAUAUACCCACCCAGAUGCCUUUCACAUGUUGUAAUUCUACCAGCACUAUCUCUGGCAGCUCAUUCCAUUCAAGCACCACCUGCUGUGUGGAAAAAGUUGCUCCUUAGUUCCUUUUUUUAAAUCCCUUUCCUCUCACCUUUUAAACCUGUGCACUCUAGUUUUGGACUCACACUCUGAGGAAAAAGACCUUGGCUAUUCACCCCUUCCAUGCCCCUCCUGAUUUUGUAAACCUCUACAUGGCCACCCUGCAGACUCACUCUGUGCUAGGGGAAGAAAGCUCCAGCCUCUUCAGCCUUUCCUGAUAACGCUUUUUUUUGCAAGUACCGUGAAAAUAAAAUUUUGUCUUACUGCACCAAGUUUUCAAUUCCAUGCUAUAGAACCACCAUCGUACGUAUUUUGGGCAUAGUCUUUAAAAUGUUAAAUCAUUCAGAUGUGGAGGUGAGCACUUAAUGUCCAAUUAGUUGGCAAAUGAGGUUUGCUUUUGGGAUGUGGGAGGAGGAGAAUAUGUUGAGGUUAGUAUUCUUCAUAUGAAGUAGAAAAGCAAAAAUGAUUUGAAGGGAACCUUGAUUUGAAAUUGCUACUGCUUCAGGUUUCAUCAGGGGCUAUGAGAGCAGCUGAAGGUCUUUAAGUGGUAGCUGUAGUAUAACUAAUUCCUAAUAUUUCUGUCUAUUUCAAAAAUUAAUGUGCCAUCCAUUACUGUUACUUGGACUUUCUUUGAAUCUAGUGUGAAGUUAUAUUUUUGAUCAGAAGCACAUUAAACAACCUGGUUUUAAAACUAAGGCAAAAAGAUAAUUUUUUUAUUUUUGCUGAUUAGUUGCUCAGCAGGGUCUAAUCUAAAUUGAAAACCGAGGUGGGGUGGGGAAGUGUAAGGGAAUAAUACACUUUUUUUGCUAUUUCAUUCUGAAAGAAUUACGCUCAAUUUGUCAUUCAAUUGGUGCUGUGGCUGACCUGCAGUCACCUUGAAGCUAUCAUUAGUAAACAAAGCUGAAUCUUGAUCAUUAGGUAGUCCUACGUAUGUCUUGUCUUAUUGCUGCUCAUUGAUGGUCACUGUUGCAGAAACAUUUGCUUUUUUAGCACAGUGGCCAAACUAUGGAUUACAAAUAUUAUUUGUACUCCAUUGUAAUAGUGCGAACAAGGGGUAGUGUCAGGGAAUCAAAACUCAGCUACUGCAGAGCAUGAGACUUUUGAUCAACAAGAUAUCAAAAGGCAUCUGUCCCAAAAGUUUGGUUUAUUGUGUGCCACCAGCACUAAAGGGAAACUUACCAACUCCCUUUAUCAUUCAGUGUGACUUCAAAAGCCUUUUACCUCAGGUUUACUCUUUUUGGCUCAGUUGGUAAAAUUAUGCCCCUCUAUCUGAAAUGUUAAACUAAAUGCAAAAAAAUUUUGUAUUCAUUUAUAAUAACUGUUAGAAAAUUGUUCUACACCACCUUAAUAUUGAGUGACUGUUAAUUUAUGGUUCCUUUAUUUCAUUUAUCAUGUAUUUCUUUGCAAUGAAAUCAGUGUAUCUUUAAUUGUAAAUAAGUGUAUAUGAAUAUAAUUCUUGUACUUAAUUUAUUUCACGUGUGUCCAUUGUCUUGCAGCAAUUUCACAUUAUGCAAGACGGCUACUGUUCAUGGGCUUCACAUUCAAAGAAUCUCUGGCAAUUCCAUCUGUAAUAACAUGCCGUUUCCAAAGAGUAACUUAGCUCAAUAUGUGGUUCAUGAUGGUUCAAAACCUCAUUAUGCGGAUAGUCUGAUCAAAUUGUUAUUUCAGAAUAUGGUGAAAUGCUUUCAUCUUUUGAGGUGAUUUGGAUCAAUUUAAACCAUUCACUUGUGAAUUCUUGUUAAGAGUUCACCUAAAGGCCAGAGUCACCAUGUCCCAUCAACACUAGAAUUUAAACUUUGGUUUAGUUAACCUCAAACAUUUUGGAAGUGAUGCAUUGAUUUUUUUUUUGCUUUUUGACUCUUUACAACAGAGGGUGUUCCUUGACUUGAUUUGACUUAUUAUAGUCAAAAGCUUUGUGAACAGUAAAGGUAAAUCAUAGUAAGCAAGGCCUUACAGAUCAUGGGGUGUGUAGUGAGGCAAAUAGGUAACACUGCACAGGAGGUGUGCGAGGCAAGGUCAACAUUAUUUGAAGUUAGAGGGUCCUUUCAUCAAGUCUAAUGUUGCCGAGGAAGAAGCUGUUCUUGAAAAUAUUGGUGCGUGUUCAAGUUUCUGGAUGUCCUGCAGGCAAAGGAGGGAGGAGCAACUAUAUCAAAUAUACUAGUGGAUAAUGCAUUGUGGACAUUUGUGAGGGUAGGCUAUUUUUAAGAUAAUUUAGGUUGGAUAAGCUAAUGAAUCCCUUUGAAAUAAUCUGCCAUCCUUGGAGAGAGAACCCGAAUUAAUGUUUUGAGUCCAGUAUGACUCUUUUAGAACUUGAGUUCUGGAAAAGGGGUCAUACUAGUCUCAAGGUAAACUCUUCCCAAUAAAACCCAAAAGAACUGCAGAUUCUGUAAAUCAGAAACAAAGAAAUUUCUGGAAAAGCUCAGCAGAUCUGGCAGCAUCUGUGGAGAGAAAUCAGUAAUUUUUUUUUGCGUCAGUUAACCCUUCCUCAGAACUCGGAGUUUGGAGGAAGGGUCACUGGACCUGAAACAUUAACUCUGCUUUCUCUGUACAGAUGCUGCCAGACCUGCUGAGUUUCUCUAGUAUUUUGUAUUUCAGAUGUUCAGCAUCAGUGGUAUUUUAGUUUUAAUUGUCAUCUUUCUUAUGUAACAACAAUAACUAUUGUGUUCAACAGCUAUUUCGACAUUGCCUUGCUCAGCAAUGCUGCAAUAAUUGGCAAACCUGCUAUGAAAGCUUUUUAAUCCUGCACUGAUCAGCAUAGAUGCGAGAAUGCCAAAUUUCAAAGGAGCGUCAAUAUAUGCUACAUGAGAAAAGAUAUAAAUUUAUUGCUUUUUUGAAAAUUUGACUUUCCUCUAUUUGCCCUGAUGUCAAUCUGUUUUCAUCCAAGCAGCAAGUUCUGUACUCUACCAAAUCCUUGUGGACAAAUUAGACUGAAAGGUCUGUUUCCAUGCUGAUUUGGUUCUAUGAUUCUGAGUUAAGGCUUGGGCCAAACAUGUGGUUUUAUUGCUUAAGGUCAAAUGAAUUACUUCUACACCUCUUUCUUAGGUUCUUUGUAUUAAUGUGGUACAUCAGAAAAUGUUGACUUUUGAAAUUUAAGUGUCGUGAUUCUCAAAUUCUUUAUAACUGAAAAAAUAGUAUUUGCUGUUCGUAACACAUUCACUUUGAGAAACCAGACCUAAGAGUCUGUUUCGAUUGCGGAUAAGUGAACUUUUCAAUAGUUACAGAAAUUGUGCUUUGGGAGCAAGUCCUUCUGUUUUAAUUCAACAAACCUCACCCCUCUCUUUCAGAUGCCUCUAACUACUUGAUAAACUCUAUGUAGAAGUAGUGUAAUUUUCAGUUUUCACUUGGAUAGGCGCCUUUUGUCUCGAUGGAAUCAUAAAGAAGGAAAAUCCAGUGAAACUUUGAAAUGACUGAUAUUGGUCUGAAUUUAAAGUUCCAUUUUGAAGUAUACAAAACCAAUAUGGACCAAUAUUAGUUAUUUCCACAUUCUACUGUGCAUGUUUUCUUUUCAUGGCAGGCCUCUUUGAAAACAGUGCUAUUUAAAGGUUAGUGAUAAUGGGAACUACAGAUGCUGGAGAAUCCAAGAUAAUAAAAUGUGAGACUGGAUGAACACAGCAGGCCCAGCAGCAUCUCAGGAGCACAAAAGCUGACGUUUUGGGCCUAGACCCUUCAUCAGAGAGGGGAAUGGGGUGA
Messenger RNA from Stegostoma tigrinum, 15790 nucleotides. It is a transcript of the gene zdhhc9, whose product is annotated as zinc finger DHHC-type palmitoyltransferase 9. The coding region runs from base 298 to 1476 and encodes 392 amino acids. Lineage: Eukaryota; Metazoa; Chordata; Chondrichthyes; Orectolobiformes; Stegostomatidae. Gene Ontology annotation, cellular component: Golgi apparatus; endoplasmic reticulum. Gene Ontology annotation, molecular function: protein-cysteine S-palmitoyltransferase activity. Gene Ontology annotation, biological process: protein targeting to membrane; peptidyl-L-cysteine S-palmitoylation. The transcript is spliced from 9 exons. The record is from RefSeq and is a predicted model, not a curated record.